AUGCUUUCGCUGCUCUCGCGCACCGCCUCCAGCGCCGUCUCAGCGGCCCGCGCUCGACCUUUCCCCGGCGCCACGUCCCGACGGGCUUUCGCGGCUGCCGCUGCACCCUCUGUGGCGAACGUCGAUAAACUGACACGCACCCGCCAACCCGUGGAUUGGAGAACAUUGGACGCCGCUGUCAUGACAAAGUCGGCUCAGCUGCGCAAUGAAAAGCAGCAAAAGACCGGGCCGACUUCAGUAGCCGAAACAUGGGCCGACCUGAGUGAUAAAACAUUGGGGCGCCUGGGUCCGCCUCCUGGCAAAUAUGCUGGUCGCAGCGUUGAGGUUCAGAAGGGAGACUUGGCUAGCGCACUGCGUCGGCUGAACACUAUCCUCUUCGAGAAUCGGGUUCACGGGGAGCGUGUCCGCAACCUUCGCCACGAAAAGAAGGGCUACAAGCGGAGACGGCUUGCAAGCGAACGUUGGCGGCGCCGGUUCGCUCAUGAGGUCAGGACGAAGGUUGAGCUUGUCAAGACGAUCAGGCGAAGGGGUGCAUGA
Messenger RNA from Peniophora sp. CBMAI 1063, 537 nucleotides. The record is from the annotation of a GenBank genome assembly. Lineage: Eukaryota; Fungi; Basidiomycota; Agaricomycetes; Russulales; Peniophoraceae.